Molecule: messenger RNA, 3103 nt
Organism: Hydractinia symbiolongicarpus
Lineage: Eukaryota; Metazoa; Cnidaria; Hydrozoa; Anthoathecata; Hydractiniidae
Exons: 2
Coding region: 68-1333 (421 amino acids)
Source: RefSeq, a predicted model, not a curated record
GUUUUUUGGCGCUCAUUGUAAAGAAAGGAAGUCGUUUGGUGGAUACACAACAGUAUUUCUGUAAGAUAUGGAGGAUCCUAUUACCACUGUCAUAAUAACUACAGUUCAGGCCCUCUGCUGGUUAGAUCGAGAUUCGGAGAAACAAACUAUCGAUAAUCUGAUAGCUAAGUAUUUUUCAAAGGAAAAGAAAAAGUUAGAUGAACUUGUUAACAAAGAAUACACCGAGCUUUAUGAAGCAACGAAAAAUAAAGUUGUUCAAAAUUAUUUAGGUGAGAUAGAGCAGCUAAUGGAAAGGGAGAAAGAAGGAGAAGAAUAUAAAAAUAAGUCAAAAGAACUGAGAGAUGCUGUGAAGAGUAGUCGCAUUAAAAAGGAUGAUGGAGGAUUGGGUAAAAAAUUUCUGAUUAUGAGCUUGAACAUGGACAAAGGCAAAUCGGUUGGCGUUGGACACGUUGAAUUCGCAACAAGUCUUUUAAGGGUGGUUUUGGACCACGUGCCGAUUGAUGUUGUCUUUGUACAGGAAGCGCAAAGCAAGAAGAAAAUGAAUGAAAUAUGUGGUGAGACAUAUUCCUGGGAAGGAGUGGAAGGAUCGCAAGUUAUUAUGUAUAACCCUAGAUUGUUUGAAUGUGAUCAUAAGUCAUUUGAUACUAAGAACACAAAUAUGAAAGGGUUGAGAGACCGUAAAUGUGUUAGUUUAACAGACCUCACAAGAUUGAAAAUAGUUAAGCUGACGUUGAAAGACAAUCCGAAUGUAUCGUUUCUUGCAUGUUCAUGGCAUGGUGCUUACACAGGACAAAAGAAGAAGGUUGAAAGAAAAGACUACCAAGAUCUCCAAACAUUUUUAAAAGAAGUGAGCAAGGCACAUCAAAAUAUACCGUAUGUACUGGGUGGAGAUUUUAACUUUAACACAAUUGGUGCAAAUGAAAGAGAAGAAAAGUUAAAUCCUGUGCAGGAGGGUAACCUUUUAUGUAGCUACGCUUUAUCACCAAGGGCUGAAUCAAAAUCAAAAUCUUAUACUCCAUACAAAGAUAACUUUCUGUGUAAGUAUCCAGAGUUGAAACUCGAGUGGAUCCAGGUCCUACCGUUCAUCAACAACCAAAAUCAAAAUCAAAAUGGUAUAUCUGAAGAGGAGAAAGGUGAAUUAUUAGGAGUUAAUACAUCCUUAAACGACUCAACAGGAACGAUUGAGGAUCUCCUAGACCACGACCCAUUGAUUGCUGUUCUUACUUUCACAACUAAAAAUGAUGCAGAAAAGAAAGAGUCAAAAGUUGAACAAAGAGAUGUGAAUAAGUUGGCUGAUUCAGUAAAACAACAACUUUCGUUCAAGGAUUGCUAAAUUUUGCCGCGAAGAGUGCUCUCCGUAGUCAGUUUGACAUGCAUUUUUAUUUUAUAAUUUUUAAACAAGCGUAAUUUACCACAAAUUUAGAUAAACAUAUUAAGAGAGCCUUGCAAAACACGAGUAUGUUAAGGACAAAAUAAUAUCUGUUAUAUAAUAUUUAGCAUUUUUUCCGUAGGUUAUUUUAAUUCUCUUUUUCGUGCAUAUUUUUAUAUAUGAGCGUCUUCGUAGCAAGAGUAUGAUAUGUUAUUUCAACAGUUAUUUGUCUUCUGGGAGUUUCCUGGUCUACAAAGGUGUUUAAUUAGACAGCCUUAUUACAUAUUUUUAAUCUUGUAACAAUUAAAUUUAUUGAAUUUAAUACUGUAACACUUUACUACUGUAUAUACCUUUGUUUACGAAAAAUAUCUAUCUAUCUAUCUAUUUGAGCCCUUUUGACAUCCGACUGAUAAUUUAUUUAAAAAGCUCAUUUAACAUUCAAAAACACAACUUGCAUCUAAAAUAGUAGCUAUCCGAUUGUUGUUUUAAAAAAUAGGUUUUGGCAAACUUGACUGGUGUAAGGAGAAGUUUAUACCCCUUAUUUUCGCUCUACCAAAGUUGGAGUUACAGUUAGAUAUUUAGCAAUGUCCUUUCAUACUUUGUUGUUCUUGUUGCUUUUUAACAAUAAAAAAUGUGUAGAGGUCAACAAUGCUUAAUUUUGCUGAUGUUUUUUCGUUUGUUGAAAAUCUUCCUGUGCGCUACACUUCAACUUACUAAUGAAAAUUAAAUUCACUUGCAUUUUCAAAGAAAUCUUGGGCGAGGUAAAAAGUUAGUCAGCAUAUCUUUUCUCGCUUUUGUCUAGCAAACUAGCUAGCUAAUAAAAAUAAAAUAUUUCUUACCUAAUAAAAUACAUAAAUUCUAACUCUUCCACCAAACAACAGCAAGAGUAAAAGCAUUGACCAGAUUAAUAGUACUUGUUCGUGGUCUGUAAGGGGAUCAGUUUUACAACCUGAAUUUUUAGGUGUUUGAGACCAUCAUCUGGAAAAAUUGAUAGUGACUGUUUCAAACAAUGGUUGAUUUAACAAAAUCUUAUGGUAAAUAAGACAUAAAAAAUUGGAAAUAACAUCAAUAACACAAUCUUUAUCGGCGACAUGUGGACAAUUUUUUAAACAAUGGCAAAAGGGCGGGGUAAUUAUUAAGGCGGGCUUGUGAGAGAGGCGGGAAUAACAGUAGAGAGGAAAUAAUAUAGAAGAAAAAACUUUGUGGUAUUUCCUGGAAGCAAUUAACAGAGUAGCUACAUUUCUCAACAUUAGUGACGUGAGGUAAACGAAAUCAGAUUUAGAUGUUUUCCAUCGUGACAAAGUGUUUCCAGACCUCUUACGCAAAUAGACAGAAAAUGCAGUGAGUAAUUAAGGAUCCUUUGAAAAUAUGACUUGAAUUAAGUUUAGAUUUAGAACAUGGCAAAAUGAUUCUACUACCCACAAAUUGGCUAUUUAAACCAUAUCAUUUAUAUUUAUCCAUAUCAUUUAUUUUAUUUAUUUUUAUUUAUUAGCCGCCUUUUAUUACCUGCUAUUCGUCCGUCCGUCACAGCUUUUCUCUGGAUCCGCAACAAAGUUACUUAUCAAUAAAUGCUCGAAAAUGACAUUUUUGAAUUUUUUAAAAAAACACAUAAUGGCGCCAUUUUCGGCAAAAUAACUAAAUUUGCCCAAAAUGGAGAUUUUUUUCUCAUCAGAUCAUCAUUACUUUCUCUGUAAAUGGUGUAAAAUGUUGGUACAAAUCAUUAUCUACAAAUUU